Ostrea edulis (European flat oyster) is the source of this 3032-nucleotide messenger RNA. RefSeq names its product sepiapterin reductase-like. Bases 336 to 1151 code for a protein of 271 amino acids. Gene Ontology annotation, molecular function: sepiapterin reductase (NADP+) activity. NCBI's taxonomy places the organism in Eukaryota, Metazoa, Mollusca, Bivalvia, Ostreida, Ostreidae. The record is from RefSeq and is a predicted model, not a curated record. Gene Ontology annotation, biological process: tetrahydrobiopterin biosynthetic process. The transcript is spliced from 4 exons.
CUCAAUCACAUCCUAUUUAGUGUUAGAGACAGGCCCGUGAAGUGGACCAUAUCCUAAUUAGAAGCCCAUGAACUCAAUCACAUCCUAAUUAGAACCCUGUGAACUCAAUCAAAUCCUUAUUAGUGUUGAUUCUGUACCUCCACUUACAAAAGAUUUUUAAUAUGCAUCUCGGGUACGAGUUAAUACUAGGCCUUUAGUAAAAACGAAAGUAAAUUGUAUGACGUAUGCAAUUUGUGUGUGUUUGAGUUCACGGAACUUCCGAUUGUAUCAGUUCACGGGCUUAUAGACCCUGCCCGAUAAAAUCGGCUGUAGUCCACAACGGCAACUUGGAAAACAUGCAAGCUUCUGUAAAGUUGGAGAACUUGUUUCAAAAGAAAACAUGCGUCGUUGUGUGUGGAGCUAGUCGUGGUUUAGGAGAAUGUAUUUCUGUGACAUUUGCAAGAAAAUUCUCUGCAGGUUCAGUGUUUAUUUUGCUGUCACGAGAUGGAAAUGCUUUAGGCAAUGUAAAGUCGAAGAUCAAUGUGGAAUGUCCAGACCAAGUCUGUGUUACAAGGGAAUUCGACCAAGGCAACAUACAGCAGAAAAAUUUUGAUUCUGUAUUUCAAGAAAUAUUCCACACCAACAGUAUUUGCAUUGCUGGUUUUGAACAAGCUGUGAUGGUCCAUUCAGCAGGCACUUUAGGGGACAUCACUAAGUACAGUAAAGAAUUGGUAGAUGCUGAAACAGUUCGACGCAACUUUGAUGUCAAUGUGACUGGUGCAAUAUUAAUGAACUCUGCUUUCCUGAGAGCUUUUGAUGAAACUUCACAAAGAGUGGUCAUCAACAUUUCAUCUCUAGCAGCAUUACAGCCCUUCAGUUCAUGGAGUCUUUAUUGUUCAAGUAAAGCAGCAAGAGACAUGUUUUUCAGAACCCUUGCAGUUGAAGAUCCAAACAUAAGGGUCCUCAACUACGCCCCUGGUCCAUGUGAUACAGACAUGGGGAAAGAUUGUCGAGAGAAAACAAAAGCACCUGAAGUAAAAAAGUUUUUUGCUGAUGCAUUCGAGUCAGGAAAAAUCCUCUCGUGUCAGGCCUCUAUAGAUAAACUUUGUGAAGUUCUACUGACCAACUUUGAGUCAGGGGCACACAUUGAUUACUAUGACAAAAUAAACUGAAGCUAAUGAAAAAUCUUUAUCGUGUUUAUAGAAUUCAUGAAGAGACAUAUUAACUGGAGAAGUGUGGCAUAUUUUUUGGUUUACAAUUUACCAUUAGUUCAACUUGACCUUCAUCUCCAUUGAGCUUUUCUGAUCAAAGUAUAAAGGUCAUCUGUUGAAUGGGAACUUCCCACAUGAUCCACUUCUUCAGAAUCAGUGGUCCAUUUUCAUCCAGACAUACAUCAAAGUAUCUGCCUGUCAAGAGUCAAAGUAUCUGCCUGUCAAGAGAAUUCACCUGGACUAUAAGGAAGGGGGACAACCAGUCUCCAUGGCAAAUCAUAUUUAGAAGUAGAAACAAAUAAAGAUCUUUUGUAUGAAAAUAUUCUCCUAAAGAUUCCCUGGCCAAAAAUAAAAAAACCCAAAGUGAUGGCUUGAACCUUAUUUGUGUAAUUCAGUUCAAAUUGUGGUUCCUGGGGCUAAGUUGUAUGCAUGCAAGAAAGUGGUUCCAGACCAGGAUGGGGAAAACAAUGGAUAUAAUUCAUGUAUUAGGUAUGAUAUAUGUUAGAAUUCAUGUGCAUAAAAAUCUCAUCAUUAGAAGAAAAAGAAAAGGGCAAGCACACCGAUGUAUUAGAAUUAUUAGUUCAGGGCAAGGAGGUGAUUAUUGUGGGGCGUAGAAUUUUAUUAUUGACUUGGAUGAAUAUUUACAAAAAGAAGUAAAAAAUCUAAAGAUUCGUUAGAAUGAUAUGGAUAGGAUCACAAUUGAGAGCUUUAAAGAUCUCAUAUUUACAUACAUGUAUUAGGACUAUAAACAUGAGCUUUGUUUUCAUUACAUGUACAGUUUGAUUUUCAUUACUUUCUCUGUUGGUAUAAAACUACAGUGAAUGUACCUUUACCAUGGUAUUUGUUGAAUGAAAACCUGAAAAUGGAUUUAGCCCAAAAAAAUGGAAAUAAGCAGGAUUGAGCAAAUUUAUAGCUGUAUACAUUAUAUACCAGUUAUUGCGGGGAAUAUACAUGUAUUUGGAAAUUUUGAAAGAUUUUUCUCAUUAAUAACAAUGUGAUGGUUGCUCAAAAUAGAUAUCCUGGUAGCUAUAUGUAGUAUGAAAAGGUGAAGAUAACAAACAGUGAUCAAUCUCGUAAUUCCUAUAAGGAAUACAAAAUUAAGAAUAGGGCAAACACAGACCUCUGGAUAUACCAGAGGUAGAUCAGGUGCCUAGGAGAAGUAAACAUCCCUUCUCGACCGGUCACACCCAUCAUGAACCAUAUAUCUUGAUCUUGUAAAUGAAGUAAUCCGUAGUGAAAAUUGGUGUAUAAAGAACAGCCUAACAAUAAGUAUGAAACAUAUCAGACAGCAUUUGACCCAAUGACAGGUUGUAUUACCAAAAUAGAUUUAUCGGAUGAUGACCAUAGAAUUUGCAAAAUGAAAACUUUAGAUGAUACUAUUGAAGCCUUUGUAAAAUGAAUUUGUGUUUCAGUAGCCUGCCUUGAUUUAAAAACUUAUGCAGAACAAGCAAAAUCUGUUGAGAGAUAUAAACACCAUAUGUAGGUGAUAAUGAAAUAUUGCUACGUGAAUAUGGGAAGUUCACGAUGGAGAAGCUGAAAUCAUCCCGUUUGUCAUUAUAAAGUUGAGUUUAGAUUAUUCAGAUUUAUUUGAAUAUUGACCUCCAGUUCAGCAGUGUGAAGCACUGUUAGGGCUAUGGGACUCAGGUGAGCAUUGAGGUCCUUUGUGAUGGAUAUUGCAGUUUAAUGUUCUUGAUGUGUAUGUUUUUGAUAAGAACUAGUCCGUAUUUAAAUCUUUGAAUUUGAAUGUCUCAGCAUUCCAUUAUGUAGAUCUGUCAUAUUGUGUUUGAUUUUGUUAUUGGAUGUACAUGUAUGUGGUAUACAGUAUUAAAAUUUUUUUGUUCA